GGCUUAUGCUUUCUUCGUCUAUUCAUCUUCCUUCAAGGGUUUUGAGCUCAUCCUUCUCUCUUCUCUCUUUCUCUCUUUCUCUCUUCUCGCUCUCUGUGAUGACGACGAGAUCUGAUUCCGAUGACUGUCUUGUGCAAGACCCACUAACCUCCUCAGAGAAAGCUUCGAUCUCUCUGGAAGAUUCUCCUCAAAACUCGCAAAAGGUCGUUUCUUUACCUCCACUAGAGAACGACUCUGUUUUAGAGAUAAGCUCGAAGAAUCAAGUAAAGUCUUCGCCUUUCGCUUCUGUUCCUGAGAAAGAUGUAGAAACUGUACACGAGAAAGAAGCCCAGUCGAUGGAUGUGGAUUGUCCUGGAGUCUACUCUCUAUCCGAAGCCAGCUCCUCGUUUCUUGAAGACGACAAGGUUCGUGAGGAGCUGCAACAAGAUGAUGUGCACAAGAUGGAGACUGAUGUGUCCGUUGUUUGCAACUCUGAGAAGAAGGGACAAGAAGACUCCGAUGUUCAGAGACUUUUGGAAGCUGAGAAGAGGAGAUUGUUGGCUGAGAUCGAAACGGGAACAAUCUUCAGGAAGAAGGAAGAUGUUGUGGAGACGCUCGAAAAGAACCAGAAGGUGGAGAGAGUGAGAGUCAAGGAUAACGCUUUUGUUGGGAGGUCUGUGAAGAUCGAUGUGGUUGAUGACACCGCGUUGCUCAACGUUGUUCCUUUCUGCAGCAAGAAAGGUAAAGAUCAUCAUCCCAAGAGGUCGGGAGCUGCGCACAGUGACGAUAAGGAGGCGCCAAGAAAGCAUAAGAAGACUGUUGGGAAGCAUCAACAUGAUGAAACAAGUGGGGAUCAGUUGCGGAUAAUGUACUCUUUGAACCAGAUGAAGUCGAUGAGGUAUGCUAACAUGGCGAAUCAGAGGAGACUGUGGAGUGACAUGUAUGCUAGGCUGGUGCCUGAGCUGGUGAGCGAGUACGAAGGUCUAGUUAAGAAGCAGAAGAGUUCAAAGUCGAGUGGCAUCGGUAUUCACGGCACCAAAGAAGGUAUAGAUGACUUAACUCUUGAAGAAGAAGAAGAGGAGGAGUACACUGAAGAUAAUGACGAUUACAAUAGCAUUUUGAAACCUGCCUUUGCGGUGGAAGGAGAACCUGAUUUUGAAUCUGGACCACCAGAAGAUGGCUUUGAAUACUUAAGACGAGUCAGGUGGGAAGCUAAGCGUGUUCCCAAUGUAAAAGUAGCCAAGAUAGAUGAAAGCAAGUACAUACCGAAAGAGCAAAGUGUUUACAUGCCACAGAUACCUGAAAUCCCCAAAUGCCCUGAGCACUUGUUACCUCUCAAGGAAUGGGAAGACUCAUUACUUUCUGACUUCUCACACCUUCGCCUGGCUUUAUCUCAAGAUGAGACCAUGUCAUCAAGUCAGUCUACAGAAUAUUUGCUAAUGGGGAUGUUCACUAUGCGUCUCAACGCUGUUGCAGAUGAGUCGUUUGGUGUGGUGGUUUCAGAGAUACAAGGAAUGGACUCGGUGACGCGUGUAUCGAGGCUGAAAAAGAAGAUAUGUUUGGUUGAGAAGGAGAGCGGUUUACAGAGGAGUGACUGUGUAUGGGUAGUAGCAUUGUGUGCAUCGGUGGACACUCCUUUGGAUGGUGAUUCUUGUGCUUGUCUCAGGGCUAUUCUGAGGAAGUGUGCUAGUGUUCGUGCGGUGGAGGUUGAAGAUGAGCAAGUUAUCAUCAUGGCGAAUAUGCUCAUCACCAUCGCAGGCAGAUACUUUGGCCAAAUGGAGUAAGAGAAGAAGUUAGAUUGUAACUGAUGCUCUUGCUUUGAAUCUGUCUUUUGUUGAAGGAAACUAGAAGAAGAAUUACUCGAGUAUUUCCUUUAUGUAUCCAUAGUUUAAUUUUAAUCCAUAACAAGCACGACCUUUACUU
This is a messenger RNA of Brassica oleracea var. oleracea, 1902 nucleotides long. RefSeq lists its product as uncharacterized. Gene Ontology annotation, cellular component: nucleus; SMN complex. The transcript is spliced from 4 exons. The record is from RefSeq and is a predicted model, not a curated record. NCBI's taxonomy places the organism in Eukaryota, Viridiplantae, Streptophyta, Magnoliopsida, Brassicales, Brassicaceae. Gene Ontology annotation, biological process: spliceosomal snRNP assembly. The coding region runs from base 6 to 1763 and encodes 585 amino acids.